Messenger RNA from Aricia agestis (brown argus), 1820 nucleotides. RefSeq names its product dynactin subunit 4 (gene DCTN4-p62). Bases 105 to 1553 code for a protein of 482 amino acids. The transcript has 8 exons. The record is from RefSeq and is a predicted model, not a curated record. Lineage: Eukaryota; Metazoa; Arthropoda; Insecta; Lepidoptera; Lycaenidae. Gene Ontology annotation, cellular component: dynactin complex.
UCUAGUUUGGCUAUAAAAAUACAUAAAUUUAAAUGUUUUAAUAAUUAUAAAGAUUCAAUACAUGAUUUCAUAUCACAAAUAAACUCAACUAAUUAUUUACCGCAAUGGCGUACUUAACUCAGCCGGAUUAUGUGAAGUACGUGUGUUCUUGUGGUCAACUCAAGCCCAUUACAAAUCUUUAUUUCUGCCGUCAUUGCUUGAAAAUAAGAUGCGGGUUCUGCAUUUGUCAUGAGGUCGACUCGCACUACUGUGCUAACUGUUUGGAGAACAUGCCAUCAUCUGAAGCCAGACUGAAGAAAAAUAGAUGUAGCAGUUGCUUCGACUGCCCUAGUUGUUUCCACACCCUCUCCACGAGGGCUACUCUUGUGCAGCCAAGACCUGACCCUGCUGCGGGUGAUGCAAAAGUUGAGAAUAAACAAGCAAAGAAAAUGUAUUAUUUGUCGUGCUUUAACUGUCGAUGGAGCUCCAGGGAUGUCGGUAUUCCUGAUCAGCCUGUUGCAUCUGGUGGUUGGCCAGAGAGAGUGAACCCUCACGCAGCUCGUGUCAAUCAACUCCUGGAUUUCUACAAGGCCAUAGCACAACAGGAAAAGCAGGAAAAGUUAGACAAGGAGAGGAAGAAGUUUGCUAUAAGGGGAAAAUAUAUUACACUCACUGAUAAAACUGGACUAACUGGUGCUAUGGCUCGGAACAUUGCUGGUCUGCCAUCAAGUGAGAGCUCUUCCCUGGCCAUCGCCAAUUUUGUGCCCAGCCAAGCUAGUGCCGAGGUUGAGGCCCUGCCUGAAGAUUAUUACACUAAGGAGGUUAACUUAAAACAAGUGACGUCAAUGGCGCAGCGUCUAGCCGCCCCGGAGUGGCAGCCGACUAACGCGGCGCGGCUCCACCCGCUGGCCCGCGCGCUCAGCGUCAAGCGCAGCCAGCGCUGCCGGAACUGCGACCACAACCUCACCAAGCCCGAGUACAACCCAGGCUCGAUUAAGUUCAAGAUUGAGCUGCUAGCAUACUAUCAUGUCCCAGAAGUGAAGAUAAUCUCAUACGAGUCUGUAAAGGCUGGUGCGACCACGAGUCUACUGUUGAAACUCGCGAAUCCCACUCCGCAUGAAAUGCAACUAAAGCUACUGCAGCCCCAGGAUGUACCACCCAGGGAAGAGACUGAGCCGACACUUGAUAAAUCACUGGAAAAGUCUCUUAGUUUUGAGAAGGAUACAUCAUGGACUAAGGUGAUCGAGCGCCAGCCCGCCCUGCCCACCGCUAGCCGCGUGCUGGCGCCCGACACCAGCUUCACGCUGGCGCAGCGCGACGACGCCGCCGAAUACGACGAUGACACCCAACAUGACACUAGCGAUAUAAUCCUCUGGCGGAAGUCCAAUAAGCUGGCCUUAAGGCUGCAAGUGCAGACCGACGAUACGGCGAAACCGGGAGAACCUGCUCGCGUGGCGGUCGCUCUGGAAUAUUCCUACCGCAACACCGUCCCGCCCGCCGCUAACGCACCGCCUAGGACUGAUCAUACUCUUUACACCACUCUCAUAUUGGAUCUAGGAGUUGUUGCCGAGUAAUAUUGUAGCUGCUAGCAUGUUGGCUUUUCUAUACAACUCAUACUCGAUGUAGGCUUGAUUGAUGAAUUUAAUCAUAGUAAUAUUGAGAUGAAAAUUGCAUAGUAUGAUAUCAUGAUAAUGUGCUUUAUAAAUUCCUCUAAAGCAUAUUUGAUUUGAACACGGUAGUUAAACUAAGUUUGGUAACUUAUGAUUUAUGAAACACAUUCCAUCAAUCUGAGUAAUCAAAAAUACGAACUCAACUAAAUGAAAUAAAGAAAAAAACAUUAC